AGAGAGAGAGAGAGAGAGAGAGAGAGAGAGAGAGAGAUGUUAAUUUCCAUGAGUGAAUGAAUGUGGGAAUUGACAUCUCAUUACUGUGUGCAUCUGUGUAUGUGUAUGUGCAUGAAGCAUGGCAGGGAGGAGACUGUGUUCAUCAGCGUGGAGCCCACAUCUCUGUCUCUGCCCCAAGUGGUGGAGUGGGCGGCAAGCCUGCACUGGUGGGAGUGGCUCAUCAUGGCCAAGGCAAUCCUGCUCUUCUGGGUGAUCAAUAUUACUGUCAUCCUGCCUUCCUUGUACAUGCAGGUAAUGCUGUACACAGAUGAGAUGACCUCCCGCCACAAUCCUGCUGCUGUGGCUUGGCUCUGGGAGGGUCACCACCUUCUGAGCAGGGCUGUCAAACACACUUCCAACCUUACCCCUGCCGACAGGAUACAAAACAGACGCUUGAGGAGAGUGAAAAACAGUUUCCUUCAUGCUCGCAGGAGACGCAAGAGGUGAUUCAAAAUUUGAUUGGAUCAGCAGUGCAUCUCUGCCAAGAUCAGUCUCGAUAUUCCCAAGCACA
Molecule: messenger RNA, 550 nt
Organism: Portunus trituberculatus (swimming crab)
Lineage: Eukaryota; Metazoa; Arthropoda; Malacostraca; Decapoda; Portunidae
Exons: 3
Coding region: 61-486 (141 amino acids)
Source: RefSeq, a predicted model, not a curated record